Molecule: messenger RNA, 1515 nt
Organism: Brassica oleracea var. oleracea
Lineage: Eukaryota; Viridiplantae; Streptophyta; Magnoliopsida; Brassicales; Brassicaceae
Product: venom phosphodiesterase 2-like
Exons: 1
Coding region: 10-1386 (458 amino acids)
Cellular component (GO): vacuole
Source: RefSeq, a predicted model, not a curated record
UCUCUCUCAAUGGCGGAAAGUAAACCGGUCCGGUACGGUUUUUCAUGUUACCCCUUGUGCAAGUUAUCUCUAAUCUUUCUUUCUCUCCUCUACCUCGUCGUAGCUGCAACUGCUGAUGAUUCGAGUGUUCCAUCAUCCAACACCUGGAGACCCCACCCCUCCAAGAAACUCACUAAACCGGUGGUUUUACUAAUCUCCAGCGACGGUUUCCGCUUCGGUUACCAAUUCAAGACGGAGACACCAAACAUCGACCUCCUCAUUUCUCGAGGAACCGAAGCUCAGACCGGUUUAAUCCCGGUUUUCCCAUCAAUGACGUUCCCAAACCAUAACUCAAUCGCCACGGGACUCUACCCUGCUUACCACGGUAUAAUAAUGAACAAGUUUACCGAUCCAGUAACCGGAGAACUCUUCAAAAGAAACCUAGACCCUAAGUGGUGGUUAGGCGAGCCGUUGUGGGUAACCGCAACAAACCAAGGUCUCAAGGCCGCGACUUACUUUUGGCCAGGCGCUGACGUUCACAAAGGCUCUUGGACUUGCCCUAAAGGGUUUUGCAAAGCUCCUUACAACGUCUCGGUUCCGUUAGAAGAAAGAGUUGAUACGAUCUUGAGCUACUUCGAUCUUCCACAGAGCGAGAUCCCUGAUUUCAUGGCGCUGUAUCUUGAAGAAACGGACGUACAAGGUCAUGAAUAUGGCCCUGACGAUCCUCGUGUCACUGAAGCAGUCACAAAGAUCGAUAAAAUGAUCGGUAGAGUCAUCAAGGGUUUGAAGAAGAGGAAGGUGUUUAGUGAUGUUCAUGUGAUCUUGCUUGGUGAUCACGGAAUGGUUACUAACUGUGACAAGAAAGUGAUUUACAUUGAUGAUUUAGCGGAUUGGAUCAAGAUACCCGCGGAUUGGAUCCAAGAUUAUAGUCCCGUACUAGUGAUGAAUCCACGGUGGGGCAAAGUCAAGAAUCCUGGUGAGAAGAACGCUGAAGUCGUGGCGAAGAUGAACGAAGCUUUGAGCUCAGGGAAAGUAGAGAACGGUGAGUUUUUGCAAGUUUACUUGAAGGAGAAGUUACCGGAAAGGCUGCAUUAUUCCGACAGUUCUCGGAUUCCGCCGAUCAUAGGAAUGGUCGGAGAAGGUCUCAUGGUUAGACAGAACAGAACAAACGUUCAAGAGUGUUAUGGAGAUCAUGGAUACGACAACAUGUUCUUCUCUAUGAGAUCUAUCUUUAUUGGACAUGGUCCGAGGUUUAGGAGAGGAAAGAAAGUGCCGUCUUUUGAGAAUGUUCAGAUCUACAAUGUCGUUGCAGAGAUUCUGGGACUGAGACCAGCUCCGAACAAUGGUUCUUCUUUGUUUACUCGUAGCCUUCUCAUGCCCACUGGAGAAACAAAGCAAGUAAAAUGAAGCUUAAUAAUAGCGUCAGUUUCUUCCUAGGUUCUGAUGUAUUCUACUGUUUUAGUUCAUAUAUCAAUGUAUCGGCAAAUGAAUAAGAGAAGAGGUCAAAUUGUUGGGUCCCUCCUACAUGGAGAGAAC